Olea europaea var. sylvestris is the source of this 1358-nucleotide messenger RNA. Its product is annotated as TVP38/TMEM64 family membrane protein slr0305-like. Bases 221 to 1216 code for a protein of 331 amino acids. The record is from RefSeq and is a predicted model, not a curated record. Lineage: Eukaryota; Viridiplantae; Streptophyta; Magnoliopsida; Lamiales; Oleaceae. The transcript is spliced from 7 exons.
UUUCUAGUAUCCCUGUCCUUGUGGAUUCUAUGGUCAAGUCCUCUCCGUUACUACCUCAAAUUCAUCAACGCCACCCCAACACUCCUUGCACAAAAAAUCAGAAAAUAUAACAAGAAUCAUUGAAUACUAACAGUAGAUUCUACAAUAUUCAUGGCACAAUCGAGAAAGCAUUGAGUAGCUUCUUUUUCAUCAAAGCUGAGUUCAACACUUCAAACAAAAAAUGCCCACCAUUCCUUUAAUUAAAACACCACCACCAAUUCCACUUUGCCUCAGCCUCUCCUCCCCCUGUUCAUCGAGUCUCCAACAAAGACCAAACUUUCACUUCUCACUCUUCAGUUUCAAGCCCAAACGCUUCCAUUUUCUGAAGCCAUGCUCUUCACUCAGAGAAACCAAGAAACAGCAGACCCUUUCUAAGACUCCCAGCAAUGCACCUCAAAGCAUCAGGAGGUUCUUGAAUUUGAACCCAAAAGGUGAAAAUGAUGAUAAUACUGAUGGGGACACCACUGGUGGUGACACUGCUGUUAAAGGCACAAUCUUGGCUGGACUUUUGCUUGUCGGAGUCGUUGGUGGGUUCGGGACUGUGGGUUACAUUUAUAGGGACCAGAUCAAUGCUUUCUUGACCCAGUUUUCAGGCUUCAUUGAAGGUUAUGGGCCAGCUGGAUAUGCGCUUUUCGUGGCAGUCUAUGCUGGAUUAGAGGUACUCGCAAUACCAGCCAUCCCAUUGACUAUGUCCGCUGGUCUUCUUUUUGGGUCGAUUACUGGAACUAUCAUUGUCUCUAUCAGUGGAACGGUGGCAGCCAGUGUUGCAUUUCUAAUUGCCAGAUAUUUUGCCCGUGAGCGUAUUCUUAAGCUAGUUGAAGGGAACAAGAAAUUCCUUGCAAUAGACAAAGCUAUUGGGGAAAAUGGUUUCAGAGUUGUUACUCUUCUCCGUUUGAGUCCGUUGCUUCCAUUUUCGCUUGGAAAUUAUUUAUAUGGGCUUACUUCUGUUAAAUUUGUACCGUAUGUGUUAGGAAGUUGGUUAGGUAUGCUUCCGGGGACAUGGGCCUAUGUGAGUGCUGGAGCAUUUGGCCGAGCAAUUAUUCAAGAAGAAUCUGAUGUAGGGUUACCUGGGGGAAAUGGUCAGCUAUUGACGCUUGGUUUAGGACUCUUAGCAACUGCACUGGCUGCAACCUAUGUGACACGGCUGGCUAAGGAUGCCAUAAAAGAUAUUGAGUAGACGGGGAAAUGUCUCUGCCUUGUAAUAUAGCGGAAGUAUAGUUCCAAGUGUAGAAUAAUCAGUAGAUACAUUACCGUCUUGUACAUCAGAAUUUAAACAAUUGACCUAAUUGAAUAAGAAAAUUAUAUCAUGUUCAGUUGUA